Molecule: messenger RNA, 984 nt
Organism: Striga hermonthica
Lineage: Eukaryota; Viridiplantae; Streptophyta; Magnoliopsida; Lamiales; Orobanchaceae
Source: the annotation of a GenBank genome assembly
AUGGAACUCUCUGAAGAAACCGAGAAUUAUAUACGAGAAUCGAUCGAUGAUAGUCUGGGCCUCGAGGUUUCAUCAGCCGCUCUUCUUCGAAAACUUCGAGCGGUCGAGACUUCCAAUCUGCACCUACGCCGCCAAAACCUGUCCUUGCUCUCCAAGCUUAAAGAAAAAGAUGAACUCAUCGAGAGAUCUAGGGCGGAGGCCAGUAUGAAUGCAAUGGCAUUGAAAAAAUUCGUGGAGGAAAAUCAGAAACUGGCCACUGAGUGCUCGAGUUUGUUGGCAGCGUGCAGCAAUUGGGAGAGAGAGUGCUCCCUUUACGACCAAGAUCGCGAGGCUUUGAUGGACUUUGCUAAUGAGGCGGAUGAGAGGGCCAAGGAAGCUGAAAUUAGGAAUCGUGUUCUGGAGGAGGAGAGGAAGAACUUGGUGGAGGAGCUGAGUUUCUACAAAUUUCAAUCUGAGGGGAAGUCGGUUAAUGUGUCUGCGGAUGAGCUGAAUGUGGAACAAGUUUUACUUGAUUCAUUGUUAACUACUUUGUUCGAGAAGGAUGACACUAUCUCGGCUGCACAUAUCUUUUUGGAGGCAAAUAGUGGAUUGGAUGUUUGCCAGCAGCUACUGAAAAUGUGGAAUAGCUUGAGGCCUUUAAACCAGAAGGUUGUAGCUCUGGCAGCACAAAUGAAACACUUGGAAAAAGAUAAAGAGCAUUUAACAACAAAUCUGCUUAGAGCUGAGGAGGAGGUGAACGCUCUAUUUGAAGAGAACAGCAUGCUAGAUAAGGAGAACAAAAAGUUGAUGCGGCAAUGCUAUAGGGAAAAGCACGGUUGUGGCUCGGGUGGAGGCAGUGUUUCAGGAAAGGGGAAGAGAAAAUCGAGCCCUCGGACGUGCAGCCCGGUAGAGAAAAAGAUCGACUUUGGAGAUAUGAAUAUGCUAAGAGAGCCUCUUUCACCACUGCAAUACAACUCGCCUGAGAGUAGAAUACACAAGAAAUAG